AAAUUCGCGCCAACCAAAAUCCACUCCUCUUUUUCCACUUUCGGCGUAAAAGAAACACAACAAAAAUAUUCUCAUCUCACUUAUCCGCAUAAAUAAACACCAACUCACUCGCACAUCAUCAGAUCUGUGGAAGAUAGACUUGAGUUGAGAGUUUGGCGUGGUCUUUGAGGCUAUGGAGGAGAAGCUGAUAGCGCGGCUGGAGGCGGCGGUGGUCCGGCUGGAGACCUUGUCGCUGUCGUCACGUGGUGGUGUGGGGGUUGGUGACGGUGGUGCUGACGUGGCGGUGGAUCCUUCGAUUGUGGCGUUUGAUGAUAUGAUGGGACAGUAUUUCGGUAGGGUUUCAACUGCUGCUGAUAAAAUCGGAGGUCAGGUUCUUGAUGCCACGAAGAUUCUUGAAGAAGCUUUUACUGUGGAGAAGGAGCUUCUUAUCAAGAUUAAGCAAACUCAGAAACCUGACCUUGCGGGAUUGGCUGAAUUUCUUAAACCAUUGAACGAAGUAAUUAUGAAAGCAAUUAAAAUGACAGAAGGAAGGCGGUCUGAUUUCUUUAACCACUUAAAGACUUCUGCUGAUAGUCUCUCAGCUUUAGUGUGGAUUGCAUAUACAGGAAAAGACUGUGGAAUGAGCAUGCCUAUUGCUCAUGUGGAAGAAAGUUGGCAAAUGGCUGAAUUUUACAACAACAAGAUUCUUGUGGAGUACAAAACUAAAGACCCAAAUCAUGUUGAGUGGGCCAAAGCUAUGAAGGAAUUGUAUUUGCCUGGUUUGAGGGAUUAUGUUAAGAGUCAUUAUCCUUUGGGGCCAGUGUGGAGUGCUACUGGGAAAACAGUGGCUUCUGCUCCAACAAGGGCUCCACUGACUGGCGCUCCCACUCCUCCUCCUCCUCCGCCGGCCUCUCUUUUCAGUUCUGAGUCUUCUCGAGCAUCUUCAUCACAACCCAAAGAAGGGAUGGCUGCUGUUUUUCAAGAAAUUAGUUCAAAGCCUGUAACUACUGGCCUGAGAAAGAUCACUGAUGAUAUGAAGACCAAAAAUCGCAGAGAUAGAACUGGUAUUGUUGCUGCUGGUGAAAAAGAAGUUCGCACUGCUUCACCUUCAUUCUCUAAAGUUGGGCCUCCCAAACUAGAGCUUCAAAUGGGUCGUAAGUGGGUUGUUGAGAAUCAAAUUGGAAGAAAGAACUUAGUUAUUGAUGAUUGUGAUGCAAAGCAAUCUGUGUACAUUUUUGGAUGCAAAGACUCUGUUUUGCAGAUUCAAGGAAAAGUAAACAAUAUUACAGUUGACAAAUGCACCAAGAUGGGAAUUGUAUUUACUGAUGUGGUGGCUGCAUGUGAGAUUGUAAAUUGCAAUGGUGUUGAGGUGCAGUGUCAGGGUUCAGCUCCAACAAUCUCAGUGGACAACACGUCAGGUUGCCAGAUAUAUUUAAGCAAUGAUUCUUUGGGGGCAUCUAUAACAACAGCCAAGUCAAGUGAAAUCAAUGUUAUGAUUCCUGGUGCGAAGCCAGAUGAAGAUUGGGGGGAGCAUGCUUUGCCACAGCAGUUUGUUCAUGUAUACAAGGAUGGCCAGUUUGAAACAACUCCAGUCUCCCACUCCGGAGGCUAAUGGAGACUUUCAGCUGCUGAUAUGGGUUCAACUCUUUUAUUUAAUUUAUUUUCUUGGACAGUUGACAGGGCCUUUGAUUUUUUUCCCUUGAGUUGGUUUCUGUCUAUAUGAUUGGGAGUGGGACAAGAUAAUCAUUUAUUGGCUAUGCGAUUGUUUAUCUUUGGUUUUUAGGAAACCACUGGCAAUUUCGUCCAGAUGUUUUUUGCGUGGUUUGCUUCCAGAAGAGUGUGUCGUUGUUAAGGUUUUUACUACUGAAGAUUGCAUUAAUUUGUGAACUUGUACUUCUCUGUAUUUGCUUUGUUAAAGUUUCUAAAAUACUUUAUACUUCA
Mangifera indica (mango) is the source of this 1920-nucleotide messenger RNA. RefSeq names its product cyclase-associated protein 1. Gene Ontology annotation, cellular component: cytoplasm. NCBI's taxonomy places the organism in Eukaryota, Viridiplantae, Streptophyta, Magnoliopsida, Sapindales, Anacardiaceae. Gene Ontology annotation, biological process: regulation of adenylate cyclase activity; cytoskeleton organization. The record is from RefSeq and is a predicted model, not a curated record. The coding region runs from base 173 to 1591 and encodes 472 amino acids. Gene Ontology annotation, molecular function: adenylate cyclase binding; actin binding. The transcript has 10 exons.